Molecule: messenger RNA, 1317 nt
Organism: Cyphellophora europaea CBS 101466
Lineage: Eukaryota; Fungi; Ascomycota; Eurotiomycetes; Chaetothyriales; Cyphellophoraceae
Exons: 2
Coding region: 1-1317 (438 amino acids)
Biological process (GO): translational initiation
Cellular component (GO): nucleus; eukaryotic translation initiation factor 3 complex; cytoplasm
Molecular function (GO): translation initiation factor activity
Source: RefSeq, a predicted model, not a curated record
AUGGCUACGUCCGCACCUGAAGACCCAACGGGCGAAUAUGCCUUCCUCCAGAAACUCAUCGCUCCUAUGGACCGACACCUAAUCUUUCCUCUACUCGAACACUAUUCCCUCGCCGAAGUCGAAAAGUCCCCCGAACGCCACAAUGACCUUCAACUCGCCAUCUACCGUCUCCUAGAACCCACCAAUAUGGUGGACUAUCUCGCAGGUCUCUAUCCUACAUUGAGUGGCGCGAAAGGCGCUGCACCCAACUUUGAGGCGAAGCGCGAAACAGUAUUAGGAAAGCUCGAGCAGUACGAAAAGGAUACCGAAUAUCUCUCCAAUCUUCUUUCCGAUGAAAAUGUUACAUCGCAACUUCGCUCCGACAAGGUCGCCAAUCUGAAGUUCCUCGAAGAUUCACACCAAGUCACCCCGCAGAUGAUCGACGACCUCUACACGUUCGGCCGCUUCAAAUACGACAUGGGUGCCUAUGGUGACGCCGCAGACCUGCUGUACCGCUUUCGAGUUCUCUCCACAGACAAUGACAAAGUUGUCAAGGCCACCUGGGGCAAGCUUGUUUGCGAAAUCUUGGGCGAGGAGUGGGAAAAUGCUCUUGAAGAAGUCGACAAGGUGAAGGAACACAUCGAGACCCGCCUGUUCAACAACCCUCGCGCUCAAUUGACAGCCCGCGAGUCUCUGGUUCACUACGCUCUCUUUCCCUUCUUCAAUUUUGAGCCUGCCCGCGACAAGCUGAUCGAAUUGUACUUUUCUCCGCCAUACAUCUCCUCUAUCCAGACAGUCUGUCCAUGGAUCCUGCGAUAUCUCGCUGCAGCUGUCAUCUCCAAUCGCGCUCGCCUCAACAACUCGCACAACUACCAGAAGCAGCUCAAGGACCUCGUGCGGGUGGUCAAGCAGGAAGUCUACGAAUAUCAGGACCCCGUCACCGAGUUUGUUAAGGCGCUACAUGUCGACUUUGACUUUGAAGAGGCGCAGAAGAAGCUCUCCGAGGCUGAGGCUGUCCUGCGAGGCGAUUUCUUCCUUGGCUCGUCAACGGAUGCAUUCGUCGACUCAGCCCGCCAUCUCAUCUCAGAGCUAUACUGCAAGAUUCACCAGAGAAUCGACAUUAAGGACCUUUCUAACAGACUCGGUAUGUCUGAUUCAGAAGGCGAGAAAUGGAUCGUAGACCUCAUUCGCGACACUCGCCUGGACGCCAAGAUCGACUACAAGGCUGGCACAGUCGUGAUGAAUCACCCUCCGCAAAGCGUGUAUCAGCAGGUGAUAGAGAAGACCAAAGGUGCCUUCUUUAGGACGCAAGUGCUCAGUGCAGCGGUAGCGAAGUGA